Messenger RNA from Heteronotia binoei (common prickly gecko), 1262 nucleotides. RefSeq names its product monoacylglycerol lipase ABHD6-like. The record is from RefSeq and is a predicted model, not a curated record. Gene Ontology annotation, molecular function: catalytic activity. Lineage: Eukaryota; Metazoa; Chordata; Lepidosauria; Squamata; Gekkonidae. The transcript has 9 exons. Bases 176 to 1183 code for a protein of 335 amino acids.
GGUGUGGGAGGUGGAAUUGUCAUAACACCUCCACAGAACCAAAGGACUUUAAAAAGACUCCUCCAUCCGGCAUGAAGAUGCAGAUCCCAAGACCUGUAUCCACAGUCAAAAGAGAGUGGACACCACUUCAGAGCUGGCUGUCUCAGGCAGCAAAGACGACACAUAACCAGCAACCAUGGAGUUCACUGCAGCCAGGAUACUCUUCAUUGUUUUUGGCUCCAUUUUGGCUUGCAUCACCAGUAUUCUUGUCGCAAGGUACAACCUGUGGCAUAAAAUACUGUUCAAGAUCUGGAUAUGGCUCAGACGCAUGAAACGGGGCGUGAGGGUGAAACAUGCCAAACACAACGGCUACAGCUUCUGUUAUUUCACCCGAGGGAAGCCUGGAUCCCAGCCAUCCAUGCUGAUGCUUCACGGGUUCUCACUCAACAAAGACAUGUGGUUAGAUACGCUUAAGUAUAUCCCCAAGGACAUCCAUGUGGUCUGUGUUGACCUUCCAGGUCAUGGGGCAACCACUCGCUUGCUGGGAGAUAGUUAUGCAGCCCCUGAUCAGGCUAAGCGGAUACAUGAGUUUGUCAAGUGUAUUGGUAUGGACAAAAAACCCUUCCACCUGAUUGGCUUCUCCAUGGGUGGCAUGAUAGCUGGGGUUUAUGCUGCUCUUUAUCCAUCACAUGUCCGCUGCUUGUCCCUCCUUUGCCCAGGUGGACUCAAAUAUCAAGGAGGUUAUGAGUUCAUCAAGCACUUGAGGGACAUUGAGAAGUCUAUCAGUGUGGGAAGUCCUCGCCUCAUUUCUUUGACUGAGAGGCAGGGAGAAGAGCUACUGAAGCUUGGCUUAUACCACGCAAAUAUAGCACAGUUGCAGCUCCUUAAGGGAUAUCUUGAUGAUGACAGACCACAAAGAAUGUUCUUCAUUAAAAGCUUUAUAGACCUCUCCAGCGAGGAAUCCAGGUACAGCCUUCAGGAGAACGCAAGCAAGAUCAAGGCUCCAACCGAGGUCAUCUGGGGAAAGUAUGACAAGAUACUUGAUCCCUCCGGAGCGGACAUUUUAGCCAAAGUCAUUCCUCACUGCCAAGUUUACAUAUUGGAUCAAUGCGGACACUUCAUAAUCAUAGACAGACCACAGAAAUCUGCAGAACUCAUCCUGGAAUUCCACACUUCAGUGUGUAGCACAAAGAAGACUAACUAGCUGGCAUAAAUCUCAUGCAAGCAUCAAGCAGGUGGAGUAUUCAAAGCCACUUUUCCAGGCUGGAAAAACUGGACCUAGA